Molecule: messenger RNA, 596 nt
Organism: Nematolebias whitei (Rio pearlfish)
Lineage: Eukaryota; Metazoa; Chordata; Actinopteri; Cyprinodontiformes; Rivulidae
Product: trafficking protein particle complex subunit 5
Exons: 2
Coding region: 26-592 (188 amino acids)
Biological process (GO): endoplasmic reticulum to Golgi vesicle-mediated transport
Cellular component (GO): TRAPPI protein complex; TRAPPIII protein complex; TRAPPII protein complex
Source: RefSeq, a predicted model, not a curated record
GCUAAUUCUGCGUUUCCUGCUCAGCAUGGAGGCUCGCUUCACCAAAGGCAAGUCUGCGAUUCUGGAGCGGCCUCUGAGCCGACCCAAGACCGAGGUGAGCGUGAGCGCCUUCGCCCUGCUCUUCUCGGAGGUGGUGCAGUACUGCCAGGGCCGGGUGUACUCGGUGACCGAGCUGCAGGCCCGCCUGGCCGAGCUGGGGAGGAGGGUGGGAGCCAGCCUGCUGGAAGUGCUGGUCCUGAGGGAGAAGAACGGCAAGAGAGAGACCAAAGUGCUGAACAUCCUGCUCUUCAUCAAGGUGUCCGUGUGGAGAGCGUUGUUUGGAAAGGAGGCAGAUAAACUGGAGCAGGCCAACGACGACGACAGGACGUACUACAUCAUCGAGAAGGAGUCCCUGGUCAACACAUUCAUCUCCGUUCCCAAGGAAACCAGCAGCUUGAACUGUGCGGCCUUCACCGGAGGCAUCGUGGAGGCCAUCCUCACUCACAGCGGCUUCCCCGCCAAAGUCACGGUGCACUGGCACAAAGGCACCACGCUCAUGAUCAAGUUCGACGACGCCGUGAUCGCCAGAGACAAAACGCUGGAAGGCAGAUAGAUAA